This is a messenger RNA of Rotaria socialis, 1776 nucleotides long. NCBI's taxonomy places the organism in Eukaryota, Metazoa, Rotifera, Eurotatoria, Philodinida, Philodinidae. The record is from the annotation of a GenBank genome assembly.
AUGACUUCCGCAUCUAUUUUGUCACCUGCAAAGAUAGCCACUGCUUCAUCUGUUACGACAUUUAGUAAAGUGUUAAUGCCAAAAACAGUUAAUAAGAAUAUGAAACUAAAAAAUGAUUUUAUUGAUAAAAUAUUACGAAUCAGAAAUGAAUCGUUAAAUAAUCCAGUUUUUACAUUAGAAAGAUAUAAUCAAACAAUAGAAUUAAUAAAUAAUGCAAAAUUAAAAAGUAGUGCUAGAAGAAAUGAUCAAGAGAUAUCAUUAUUAAAAACGUAUGAUGUACUUAAUCUUAGUAAUCAAGAUAAAUUAGUAAAAAAAAUCCAAGGAUCUGAAGAUACAUCAAUUAAAUAUUAUGUUCCCAUCAAUGAAGUUUAUGAUGUAAUUAGAAUCGCUCAUUUUAAUAUCGGUCACCGUGGAAUUAAGUAUACUUUAAAAGAAAUUAAAAAAAAAUGUGCUAAUAUUACCGAAAAACAAGUUAAGUUAUUUAUUUCUGAAUGUAAUGAAUGUAACAUAAAACGUGCAAAACCAAAAAACUCAUCGAAAUUAGUAGUACGUCCAAUUAUUUCAAAUGAUUUUCAUUCACGUGGUCAAGUUGAUUUAAUAGACAUGCAAUCUUCUCCUGAUGGUAAAUUUAAGUUUAUAUUAAAUUAUCAAGAUCAUUUUACAAAAUUUUGUAUUUUACGACCACUUAAAUCAAAAACCGCAGCAGAAGUCGCGUACAAUUUAUUAGAUAUUUUUACUACAUUUGGUGCACCUGCAAUCUUACAAUCAGAUAAUGGCCGUGAAUUCGUUGCAAAAGUUAUUGAAGAAUUAGCAUUAAUAUGGAAAGAUCUUAAAAUUGUCCACGGAAAACCUCGUCACCCACAAUCGCAAGGAUCUGUGGAGAGAUCUAAUCAAGAUACAAAGCAAUUAUUAGGAACAUGGAUUCGCGAAAACAACUCCACUAAAUGGGCCGAAGGCUUGCGCUUUGUACAAUUUCAAAAAAAUUCAUGUUUUCAUCGUGUAUUAAAUAAUAGUCCAUAUGCAGUUUUAUUUGGCAAUCAACCAAAAUUAGGUUUAUCAUCAACAUCUUUACAUCCUUCUAUUUUCAAUGAUAUAACAACAGAAGAAGAAUUAACAAAUGAAUUAGGUCUAUUAACAAAUGAUGCACUUGAUGUGAAUUCAUCUGCAAGUGAUAGUGAAGAAGAUGAAUUAAAAAUUGAUGAACCGAAUAUUAAUGAUGAAUUAAAAGACAAUGAUCAAUUAAAUAUUACUGAACAAAAUGAAAAAAACGAUGAAUUACUUACCAAUAGAGCUAAAAGAACAAAUGAUAUUCGUGAAACUGCGCGACAAGGUCAAAAACGGCAAGCCGAUGAAUUUUUACGGAAUACAGCUAAACGACAUAAAUUAGCUGAUCUAAACGUUGGUGAUAAUGUUUUGAUUCCAGUACCAGAUGUUGAUCGUGGUCCAACUGAUGCGCGUAAUGUACUUGCUGUUGUUAUGGAAAUAAAAGAUGACAAAUACAAAUUAGGAGUAGAACAAGGUAUCAUUAAUGGUUAUUAUAGUUUUCAUCAAAUAUCAAAGGCAACUGGAACAUCAACUAUAUUAGUUGAAAAUGUCGAUCAAGGUAUUAAAAAAUCGUUAAGAGAAGUAGUUAAACUUCAAAGCAUUACUGGUGGACAAGGAAUGUUAAAAUGUUCAUGCAAAGGUGGUUGCACAACUAGUAGAUGCAAGUGUAAACAAGCUAAAAUUUUAUGCAAUUCUCGAUGUCAUAAUUCGACAACAUGUCGUAAUAAAUAG